AUGGCUGGCAUAGGCGAGGAAAAUCACAAGAAGCGCAAGCUCCCAGAGGUCUCCGAGAUCGAGAUCGAUGUUUCUGCACCGGAACCUCCCUCAAAGAAGGCUCUGCGAAAGCUGAAGAAGAAGGCCGCAGAAGGCCCCACGGAUACCACUACGGAGAAGAAAACAGAGGGGACUCCUGCAGACAAUGACAACGCUGCCACUCAGAAGCGCUCCGAGUAUGGCGUCUGGAUCGGAAAUCUGCCAUUUUUCGCGACGAAAGAUGAUGUGCGCAAGUUCUUUACGACCAACUGCUCCUUUGCAGAUACGACCAUCACGAGAAUUCACAUGCCCAAGUCUGGUGAUAAGCAUGGAAAAGCCCAGAACAAAGGAUUCGCUUAUGUCGAUUUCUCCACGCAGAAGGCCUCCCAGGAGGCAAUGGGCCUCAGUGAACAGCUUCUCUCCGGACGUCGCGUGCUCAUCAAAGAUGCAAAGAAUUUCUCUGGAAGGCCAGAGAAGCCUAAAGGAGAGGGUCAGAACGCAAGUUCGGGUGCAGCAUCUGGAAAUCCCCCGUCAAAGCGGAUAUUUGUCGGCAACCUCGGCUUCGACGCUACGAAGGAACUCAUCGAAGAGCACUUUUCCCAAUGCGGGACUAUCGCAAACGUACAUGUGGCCACAUUCCAAGACUCCGGCAAAUGCAAGGGUUAUGCUUGGGUAGUGUUUGAGGAUCUUGCAGCGGCCGAAGCAGCGGUGAAGGGCUACGUGCUGGUCAAGGAGGAUGAUGAAGAGGAAGAAGAGUCCGACGCCGAAAGCCGCAAAAAGGCUAAGAAGCCGCGACAGAAGAGAGUGUGGGUGAACAACCUGCUCGGUAGGCGGAUGCGCAUGGAAUUUGCCGAAGAUGCCACGACGCGCUACAAGAAGCGAUUUGGUAAGGAUGGCGAAGGCAAGAAGAACGAUAUCGCAGACAUCAGCGAGGUUGGGCCUGCAGAGCAUGAUUCGACGGGUGAGCAGUCUCGCCAGUCGCGACCGGGCAAGGCUAGGCAAGGAAAGCCAGAGUAUACCAGAUACGAUCAAGAUACUGUCCAGAAGCUCAGUGGAGCCAUUGUUGAAGGUCAAGGAAAGAAGAUCACAUUUGAUUAA
This is a messenger RNA of Aspergillus tubingensis, 1116 nucleotides long. Its product is annotated as putative RNA binding protein Rnp24. Gene Ontology annotation, molecular function: RNA binding. Lineage: Eukaryota; Fungi; Ascomycota; Eurotiomycetes; Eurotiales; Aspergillaceae. The coding region runs from base 1 to 1116 and encodes 371 amino acids. The transcript has a single exon. The record is from RefSeq and is a predicted model, not a curated record.